AUGGGAUUGGCGCCUAAAAAUGUUGUGGCUCUCCUCUUGGCCGAGUUCGGAACCGGGAACUCCGAAGACGCGACUUACGAGGAGAUUCGGAUGGCAACCCGACUGAAGAUUCUGCUGUCUCAAGCGGCGGAAGACGCGAAUAUUGAGGUUCAAACGGACGAUGAGAUUAUGGACAACAAUAGCAGUGGACUGAACGUCCGGAAGGACGUUCAGUCGAUGUGA
Molecule: messenger RNA, 222 nt
Organism: Bursaphelenchus xylophilus (pine wood nematode)
Lineage: Eukaryota; Metazoa; Nematoda; Chromadorea; Rhabditida; Aphelenchoididae
Source: the annotation of a GenBank genome assembly